Molecule: messenger RNA, 3069 nt
Organism: Saccharomycopsis crataegensis
Lineage: Eukaryota; Fungi; Ascomycota; Saccharomycetes; Ascoideales; Saccharomycopsidaceae
Product: Zn(II)2Cys6 transcription factor domain-containing protein
Exons: 2
Coding region: 1-3069 (1022 amino acids)
Biological process (GO): regulation of transcription by RNA polymerase II
Molecular function (GO): zinc ion binding; DNA-binding transcription factor activity, RNA polymerase II-specific
Source: RefSeq, a predicted model, not a curated record
AUGUCAGAACUCGAUUUGCGGGACAAUGAUGCCCAUAACGACAAUUGCCAUGACCAAAAGGGCAACCGAAGAAGACCUCACAAGAAGUCAAGAAACGGCUGUGCUGUUUGCAAACAACGACGAGUCAAGUGUGAUGAGGAACACCCAGUGUGCAGAAAUUGUGCCAAAAAGAAACUACCAUGCUCUUAUAUCCAGGUCAAGCCAAGGAAGACCAUGAGAGGCUUCAAGUUCAAAGAUAUGUCAUCGAGUUUUCAAUUCAAGCAAAGUCGAGAAGAAUCGUUAUCUAAGAAACCCAUCCACAGAAAACCUUCAUUGAAAACUUUACCAGAAAACGAAAAAAUCAAAGCUGAUUAUGAUGAUGGUAGCUCAAUCAGCAAUCAUACCAAUCCCACUACAAAUUUUUUUUUGGGAACCUCGAAAAUCGACACUCAGCUUUGUGGUGGCAGCAGCAGCAACCAGCCGACCACCAGCAUGGACAUCAACCAAAAAUCUUCCACGGUUUGCGGGAAUAAUAAUAAUAAUAAUAAUAAUAAUAAUAAUAAUAAUAAUAAUAAUAAUAAUAAUAAUAAUAAUAAUAAUAAUAAUAAUAACUUGCCUUUGAAUAAUAACCUAGAGAACCCUCCAAUAAUUACCACCACCACAACAACCCCAUCAUCCCCAUCGUCGUCAAUAUCUUCGAAGUUUUCCAAGAAUCCGGAAUCCGAUUUUGUAAAAUACCCAGCUCCAUCAUCUCAUCUGGCUUCCAAUGAUAGUGGUCAAAGUACUGCAGGGCUUGGGCCAGAUCGUUUCCAACAGCCGAUGCUGUUCAUGUUUCAACAAGACAAGCGUCGAGUGACCAAUGAUAGUAAGAAUUACGAAGCCUUGCUCAGCGACUAUGUUUUGAUGACCGACAUCAUGAUGGAAUUGCUGGAAUACGCUGAGGGCCCCCACAUGGAAAAAUCGUAUCCCGAAGUACAUACUAGAGGGUAUGUUUUGAGAUUGUUCAAUGAAGUUGCUAAGAAGUUCAAGUUCAUCAGACAUAUCAUCCUAGCGACGGCGGCGUUGGAUAUUUACUAUACCGAUGAUUAUGUUGAAGAUCCAAAGAUAGAACUAGAUGAGAGAAACCGCAAACGUUUGAACGGACUUGCAUCAAGGAAGUUUUUGGAUAAGUUCCCAGAAAUCGACAAGUACUUCAUGCUCCAAGUGUCAAUGAUCCAUAAGACCAAGUUUGUGGAAUCAUUCCACUCGUUUAUGAACAAUGGUGAUCCCAAAGCCUUUUUGAAUCCUCAAGUUUCAGAAGUAUUGGUGAUGUCUUCAGCGUUGCUUUGCUUGUACUUGAUGAUUAAUGUCAAUUACCAAUUUACAAAUCUAAAGUUAUACCAAACUUUCAAAUCUUUGAGUUCUCUUCGGGGUAUUGAGAAAAAAUUUGGGUUAACCAACACUCCAGACGUCAUUAUGCCUAGUUAUCUUUAUCACCCAGAUAAGGACGAGUUGAAAGAUGUGAAAGCAUUCCCGAAUUUUUUGAAUGAUAUUUUAAAAGUUCAGGAUUUCGAGUACGCUAAUGGGAAAGUCAAGGUAUAUGAAGAUAUCGAAACCCCUAAAUCCAAGUAUUUAAGACCCAAAAAGAAGAAGAAUAAGCGGCAAGGAAGGGGGUGUAUCGACGUUAUUACCACUAGUGGUAAUUCUAAAAACACGAUUGUCUCUGAUUUGGAUGAUACCGAGGCCAGCAAUAAACAGAAAGAUGAUAAAAUGAUAAGAACCGUGAAAAAGCAUUCCAAAUUGGCCAUUCAAAGUAUUUUGAAUGCCUAUUCAGAUGAAGAAGAAGAAGAAGACAGUGAGUCGGAUGAUGAUAAUGAUGACGGUGAAACAUUUAAGAAGCAAGCUUCGACCAAUGACAAACGUUAUAAUACUCUUAAAAUUGAUAAAAAUUAUGAAAUUCUGGACGAUGAUUUCGAUUAUUUCAAUUGCGUCACUGAAGAAGAAAUUUAUGGUGAAGAUAAUUUGAUUUCCAACGCGAAAAAAACCGUGAGAAUUGAUAGCAUCAAAUGCCAAAGUUUCCCAACGUACGUGAUACGUACUGUCGAUGAAAAUGGUAAGUUUGCUGAUAAAUUAAGGUACGAGAAAGUUUAUCGAGAUUUGAUGGAAAUUAUCAAGAUUUUAUCUCACGUUUAUGCCACCCAAAAGGAGCCAGACAUUGGGCCAGUGGUCAUCAGAUUUUCGAUUAAAAUAUCCAGGAACGAUAAUAUCUUGUAUCUUAUUCAUCACAAGGACCCCAGGAUUCUCGUGAUCAUCAGCUAUUUUUUAGCGUUGGUUAGUAGAGACGAUUAUAUAUGGUGGAUAGAAGGAUUGGUUACGGAAAUUGAUCAUUUGACAAGCAUCUUGGGUCUGGAAUGGGUUUCGUGGAUUCAAGAUUCCAAGGACACCAUUGAAAAGAAUGAUUGGCGAAAUCAGAUGCAAAAGCGAAUCCCAAAACAGGCGAAGAAAAAGCAUAGAAGUAAUGGGUAUUUGAAUAAAUUGAAGAAGCAGAAAGCGAAACUUAAUAAAGGUCGUGGUGAUUCCAUGACUACUACCGAUACAAAUAGUAGUAAAGGCUCAGUAUCAAAUGUGUAUGAUUCUGGAGAUAAUGGUAUAAACCCUAUUACAACUCAAUUCAUUCGGGGUCAUCAAACGAAUCAACAAUUCUAUCAAACCCCACAGCAACAAAAGCAAAGUAUUGCUCAACCACCAUUACCCCAGCAAAUCAUCCAAGAGAUUCCAUUACCACCUCAACAACAACCUAUGAUUCAAAACCCUUCUUCCCUCCUUCCACCACAAGUGACCAUGGUGAAUUAUCCACCGUACAAUAAUAAUAUCUCCCUGCCAUCGCAAUUUGUGGCAAAUAUCGAACCGAUCAAGAACCAUCUAAUCUUGGCUAAUGCCAAUCCAUCAACGAUGCUUGCUCCUGCUUCUGGCCCAGGGUUGGCGCAAUCAGAGGCGCCUCAACAGCAAGUUGAUUCGGCGCAAGGACAUGUAUAUCCAGAGAUGUUUUAUUAUCAUCAUAAUAAUUUACCAUUUGAUAAAAAUGGGCAGAGCGGGUAUGGACCGAAUUGA